AUGGCUGUCUCCGCCCCGCGCGUGAAUACCUCGCAGCAAUCUCAGCCACAGCUCUCACCGUACGUUGGCAGAGGCAAGUCCAAGGCCGUACCUCUUCCAUCAGAUCCUUCGGCUCGAGACACAUCGUUGGACAGAGUCACUUCCUUCACAGCGCCGCAAGCGCGGGACGAACAGCAUGGCGAGGAGGGGACGGCAACUUACUUGACCCAGAUCAGCUCCUCCCCACAAGAGAAUGAUUCCACCGCAGACGAACAGUCGUCGGACGAGGAACAAGAUCCGCCUCUUAACCAACUCUCCUCCAAUGCUCCGAAAGCUCAGCAGCAGGCAUCGCAGACGACCAGCCAAUCGAAUGCUCAAAACGCACCUCACCUCUCGAAUGCUCAACCAGCUACCAACAAUGCGUCCUCCUCGCGUGCCAAGCCAAGACAGGGCCCGAAGCUCAAGUGGAGCUGGGAAAAGCGUUGCGUGCUGCAACUUCUGUGGACCACCAAGAACACCACCAAGGAUAGACGAGAGAUCUUCCAGCAUCUUUACCAAGCGGACAUUGCCAGCGCAGGCUUCCCUGGGGGUGUAUUUCCGUACUCCAGUAUGUCAAAGCAGAUGGCGCAAAAGACUCGCGGAGGUGACCGGGCGACACCCAAGGACUGGAAGAUGCUGGAGGUUGAUGCGGUGGAUGAUGAGGAUCAGGACGCCCGAGAUGCGGUGGAGRACAAGGUGGAUGCUGCAGCGUCUMAUCUCGGCAUCACCCUUGUCUACUAG
Messenger RNA from Ramularia collo-cygni, 759 nucleotides. RefSeq lists its product as uncharacterized. Lineage: Eukaryota; Fungi; Ascomycota; Dothideomycetes; Mycosphaerellales; Mycosphaerellaceae. Bases 1 to 759 code for a protein of 252 amino acids. The transcript has a single exon. The record is from RefSeq and is a predicted model, not a curated record.